AUGGGGGGCCGCGGGCUGGAAGGCGGCGGCGGCGGCGGCGGUGGCGGCGCCCCCCCCCCGUGGAUCGGCGAGAGGAGGGUUUGGGGGACGCUCGUCUCCAAGACGGGCCAGGGGGGAGGGGCCGUGGGCCGGUCGCUGUGCCUGAGGACCAGGAUGCCGCGACGGAAGAGGCGGGGCCAGAGCGAGGCGCGGCAGGUCGGCAGUGUGGACCAGCUGGUGGCGAGUAAGAAGCGUUGCCGGGACAACCGCGGCAGCAGGAAGGGCUCAGCGCGACCCGCCCCCGAGGAGAGUAUCACCGACCUUGUCGUUCCCCCGUCCUCACCAGGCCCGCCCCCCGACACGGCCCCCGCCCCGUCCCUGUGGCACACCACGGCCCUCCCCAGGACCAGCAGCACGGAGCUCAACCCGCCGGAGCUCUUCGACCAAUCGGAUCAGUUCGACCGGCUUCUGGAGCAGUUCAUGAUGGGCAUCGACAACAACAACAACAACAACAACAACAACAGAAGCACCAACAACACCACCGCCAGUCAUGCCCCGCCUCCGACCCCUUUCGUCAGUGGUUCUGUGGGCGGUACUCCAUCUUCCUGCGUUGCCGUGGCAGCACCAGAUGAGAGUGGGGGUGGGCCGGGACUCCCUUCCCCGGGCGGUACCGGCGGCUCCACGUGGUCCCAGGCCGGUCGGACCGGGGGCGAGAUGCCGCCGCCCUCGACGGAGGGGGAGCUCAACGACAUCCUGGACCACUUCCUGCGCUCCUUCGAGCUGAAGGUGGCCCACUGCGACGGCGGGGUCGACGGCGGGGUCGACGGCGGGGUCGACGGCGGGGUCGACGGCGGGGUCGACGGCGGGGGCCACGCCCAGAGCGGCGGUUCGGCCCCGGGGGCGGAGGGCGGCAGCGGGGGGGAGACGCAGGCCGAGACCGGAUCGACGGGACGCAAACGCAAGGGGCCUCCGCGGAAGGUCGGCCGCCCUCGGAAACGCAGACGACAUCACGGCGUCGGGGGUUUCCGUGGUGAGCCCGGCUUCAACAACCCCCCGGAGCCACGGUGGGCCGAUGGCACCGCGGGGAGCCCGAGCGUCACGCCGGCCGCGGGCAGCACGGAGGACUCCGAGGGGAGGGGCCCGAGGCCGAGCCCUCGGAAGAGGCUGAAGAGGUCGACCUCGACAUCAUCUUCCUCCUCGACGCCACGGCGAGUGACGCCGCCCUCCCAGGCCCCGACGGCGCCCAAACGUCCCGGAGGCAAGCCCCGCGACGGCGCCACGUCCGGCGGGGGGCCGUGGGCGGCGUGUGGUCCCGCUGUCGUCACGGCCCCCGAGCUGAAGCUCGAAGGGCCCGGCAAGAGGACCGGCGAGCCUUCCAGCCGGAGCAAAGCCAUGCUGUCGGCCUGGUGGCAGGCCGGGGCCCUGGGGCCUUGGGCCCCGGGGCUGGCGGUGGGAGCGGAGGGGGGGGUGGAGAAGCUGAGGCUGGUGCCCGUGGUGUAUCUAAGGAGGAGCCCUCUGCUGCAGCCCUAUCUCGACGGCCACAGACCGCUGAUCUCCUACCCCAUCAGGAGCAGGAUCAAAGAGCAGCACGACACGCAGACGAUGGCUCCUAUCCAGCCAACACAUUCAGGGCCACCGGCGGCUUCAGUUCCAGAAGUACAAUCACGGCCAUUGCAACGGCGGUGGAGAAAAAGGCACCUAGAGCCCAAGAGGCGGGUCAUCGAGGCAAAGAGGGUGUGUCUGGACCAGGAGGGACCCGUCAGCCCAGAACUAGGCACACCCAACUCAGGACACCUUCCCUGUCGGUCCGACGAAGAGGAAGGGAGGGUAACGGUGGACACAGACGAUGUUAUCGAUGUGGUCGCUGUGGAUUCGCUACAAGGCCACGGCAACCAUGGCGACCGCCCGCCAGAGCCUACCUCCGAGGUAGUGGUAGACGUUUUAGAAGUGGAGUCAGAAGCAGGGACGGGACAGCAGCAGGCGGCAGCCAUCGCCUCUGUCAAAGCCUCGGAGACGGGCCAGGAGACGAGGACCGGGGCGGCGUUGAUGGACGAAGACGAGGAGGUCGACGUCGAGGAAGAGGUCGACGUCGAAGAGGAGGUGGGCGUCAAGGAGGAGACAGCCAGCCAAACGCACAUAAACCUCAAACUGCAGCUACUGGUUGGGAAGAAGAUCUCCCAGCAAAGGGGGCUGGGACCAACAGGGUACUGGCCCCAGGAGCGCGGCGCAGGUGGUGUGUCAGCGCAGGUGUGUUGA
Molecule: messenger RNA, 2235 nt
Organism: Gadus morhua (Atlantic cod)
Lineage: Eukaryota; Metazoa; Chordata; Actinopteri; Gadiformes; Gadidae
Exons: 7
Coding region: 1-2235 (744 amino acids)
Source: RefSeq, a predicted model, not a curated record